Molecule: messenger RNA, 2094 nt
Organism: Candida tropicalis MYA-3404
Lineage: Eukaryota; Fungi; Ascomycota; Pichiomycetes; Serinales; Debaryomycetaceae
Exons: 1
Coding region: 1-2094 (697 amino acids)
Source: RefSeq, a predicted model, not a curated record
AUGGAUACCGGGAAAGAAACUAAGAAAUCUUCAUAUCCAGGGUUUCAGACAACGUUAAUUGACAGUUUAAUCCCUGAAAUCAGCGAAGAUGGAAUCAAUUUGAAUAGUUCCAGUGAGUUUGAUAGACUUAUUACUCACUUGGAAUUGUCAUUCUACAACCGUGAGGCAUUACCCAUCCCUUCAACAAAUAUUAUUAGAAUUUUAUUUACAUUAGCAUCUCGAAGUCCCGAUAGUAAUUGGACGGUAUCUAAUAACUUACUGGAUGAUAUACCAACUUCGCGUCAACGAAUCAAACCUAAAAGUUCAUUUUAUGAAGACUCGAAUGGGAAAGGAAAUCUUUGUGAUCGAAGUAUUAAACUUAUUGACAAAUAUAUUCAAGAAUUACCUAAUGAGAAGUUAUAUAAGAACCUAACUAGCUUUAUGAAUGAUUUCAUGGAACUGUCAGGUAGAAGAAAUAGAACCAAAAUGCCUCAAAAAUAUGAAGAUGUUCUAGUCAUUAUGAGACAAUCUCCCAAGAAAAGAAUGACUUCUUCUGAAUGUGUAACUCAAUCAGAUAUCGAUGAUUCAGAUAAUGCAGAUUUAGAUGAAGUUGGAGAUUCAGAGGAUGAUGAUGACGAAAGUGGUGGUACUACUCAUCGUGAUGAUUUCCUUAUGGAACAAGAAAUUAACAAGUAUCAAAAUAUGCCAGUAGAAAACAAGUACAACUUUAAUGAUGGUACAAAUCAAUCGGGUGUGAAUAAUCCUUCGGUUUUGUUUAAUCGUGAUGAUUCUCCAGUUCCCAAACCGAAAUGGCAAGGAAUAAAAGUUUAUGACGAAUCCUUGUUGAGUAAUAGGUUGAGUCCUAGAUUGAAUGAUUUUGAUCUAUGGCGCUUGAUAAAUUUUACGUUUUAUUGUGCUGGACGACGAAAUAUUGUGUUUGAUUCUACCUAUGAAAGUUGUCACAUGAUUUAUACUGCACAGGCUGCAACCAUAGAUAAAAUAUUCAGCAUCAUUGAAAUCAAUUUGGUUAAAGAAUUCAGCAAAAUGUUCCCCGAUGGUAAAGACGAUCCUUAUAAGUGGUUAUUUAAGCAAUCUUUAACAAGAAGAAUGCUUGCUAUGGAUCAGAUAUCACAAAAUAGUACAUUGUUCUUACUGAAUUUAUUGAAGCAAUUGGGGUAUUUAAGAAAUAAUUGGUAUGAUAGAAUUGCUGAGUAUGUGUUCAAUGGUCUAGUAUGUAAAGAAUCACCACUGUCAUCAAAAACAGAAUCACAAUUGCGAAUACCCACCACUUGUUAUGAACACGAAAGAAUAUUACUCAAAAAAUCUUUCAACAAAUAUAAAGCAGAAACUGAAAAGUUUGCAUACUACAAUGAUAAUAUUGAUUCAAUGAAAUUGAGAUUUAAAAUUAUCAAUACAGUUCAUUACUGGAGUUUGGCAUUUGAUAAAGUCACUCGGGAUGGAAUCACUAGAUCUGAAAGACUGAAUACAAAUUUUCUAGAGCCUGCCGUUUUGAUAGACGAAGUGGCCAAGAAGUUCAUGGUUAUUGAAUACGACUAUUGGGUUGAAUUUUACUAUUCCCUGUUGAUGGAAUCAAGUAUUCCUUUGAAUUAUCGAGAUAUUUUGUUGGUGAAUUUGUCAAGUAAAUUGUUGCAUAAUUUGACUGGAAGUAGACAAUGGAGUUUCAAGCUCUAUCCUCGUGAUGAUAAGAAACACCCAGAUUGGAGGUCCUCCAAUUUUAAGUUAGUUCUAGAUUGGAUGAAAGAUAGAGAAUUGUACUUGUCAUUCAUUGAAGACGAGACUUAUCAAUCGUUUGCUCAUUUCAAGGAACUAUGGAAGAAAUACAAUUUUGUUCUCGGAUGGGUAUUCUCAUUUGCAUUAAGAGACGUUACAGAGGUAGGCUAUGAUACUUUGAUUAAAAAAGAAUUCUUACAAUCAGCAUGUAAGCAAAUGGAUAUCUUAAGAGAGCAAGUGUACAUGCAAUUUAUCAAAAAUUGUAAAGAUGGUAGUAAUGAUUUACCUUUUAAAUUAACUAUAACGGAAGCUAACAAAUUGGAAUCUGAACCUCGAUCCUGGGAGAAAUUCACAUCCAUUAUAUCAAAUACAUUGUUGAACUAA